Messenger RNA from Juglans regia (Persian walnut), 2101 nucleotides. Its product is annotated as E3 ubiquitin-protein ligase RGLG2-like. The transcript has 13 exons. Gene Ontology annotation, biological process: protein K63-linked ubiquitination. NCBI's taxonomy places the organism in Eukaryota, Viridiplantae, Streptophyta, Magnoliopsida, Fagales, Juglandaceae. Gene Ontology annotation, molecular function: ubiquitin protein ligase activity. The record is from RefSeq and is a predicted model, not a curated record. The coding region runs from base 443 to 1861 and encodes 472 amino acids.
CACUCUGCACUACCCGAAGAACCACACACGAAAUCCCCUUUAAAAAAAAAAAACACACACACACACACGCAGAAAAAGAGUACGAACAGAGCAGCUGCAGCGGGGAAAGUUCCAUGCGCGAUCACGCUUGAACAGAGCCAUUGUCGAUUCAAAAUUCAAAAGCUUUACAACUUUCUCCAGGUGUUUGCUGUUUUUUUAUUGACAAAAAUCAAUGGGUAUCAGAUCCACCAUUCUAGCUUUAUGUCACGUACAAAUUAACGUUCGAACUCCAACACUAUGCUUCAGGGGCUGAUCUCUUCCUCUUCGCAUCGAGGCGGUGAUAAGGCGCUUUACUUGAACAAGUAAUAGAUAGAAGCCGCGGCUCUCUUUGUCUGGUUACCAAGAAACCUAGAAUUUUCGUGGAAUCUCCACCUCAGAACGGGUCACCCAGGGAAUUAAGUUGAUGGGAGGUUGGAGUUCAAAAGAGGGAAGUUGGAGGCAAGCUUCAUCUCUCCGUUCGAAUUCUUCUCCACGGAGUGGAUAUCAAUUCCCGUACGAGAGUCAGAGCUAUUCGCCCCAACAAUCAUAUUCGUCGCAGCAAUACUAUCAUCCUUCACAAGAAUAUGGCUCACAAGACUAUGGUGGUGGUCAGGCCUCUGAUAAUAGAAGUAAUCUGGAGAGUAAGUUUUUGAGAAUCGCCGAUAAUUACAAUUCCUUGGAGCAGGUGACUGAAGCUCUUGCACGUGCUGGCCUUGAGUCUUCCAAUCUUAUUGUUGGUAUUGAUUUCACAAAGAGCAACGAGUGGACAGGUGCAAAGUCAUUUAACAGGCGGAGUUUGCAUCACAUAGGAGAUGGUCUAAACCCCUAUGAACAAGCAAUAUCCAUUAUUGGGAAAACCCUGGCUGUAUUUGAUGAGGACAACUUGAUUCCAUGUUUUGGAUUUGGAGAUGCAUCAACACACGAUAAAGAUGUCUUCAGUUUCUAUUCAGAUGAGAGAUUUUGUAAUGGCUUUGAGGAAGUGUUGAGUUGCUAUAAGGAAAUCGUCCCCCACUUACGACUUGCAGGACCAACUUCAUUUGCACCAAUAAUUGAGAUGGCUAUGACCAUCGUGGAGGAGAGUGGUGGCCAGUACCAUGUUUUAUUAAUAAUUGCAGAUGGACAGGUAACUAGAAGUGUUGAUACUGAGCAUGGCAAGCUAAGCCCGCAGGAGCAGAAUACUGUUGAUGCCAUUGUUAAAGCAAGCAAGUUCCCUCUGUCAAUUGUAUUAGUUGGAGUUGGAGAUGGACCUUGGGAUAUGAUGAAGAAAUUUGAUGACAAUAUCCCUUCUAGGGACUUUGACAAUUUUCAAUUUGUGAAUUUUACGGAAAUAAUGUCGAAGAAUGUGGCUCCACCCCGAAAGGAGGCAGAAUUUGCUGUUGCAGCCUUGAUGGAAAUUCCUUCCCAGUACAAGGCAACUAUAGAGCUUAACAUACUGGGUGGUAGGAAGGGCUUUUCUCCCCAAAGGGUUCCCCUCCCCCCGCCUCUCUAUGGUGCAGCAUCUUCCAGCAGCAAACCUUCUCAUCCUGGUAGGAAGGGCUUUUCUCCCCAAAGGGUUCCCCUCCCCCUGCCUCUCUAUGGUGCAGCAUCUUCCAGCAGCAAACCUUCUCAUCCUUCAAGUUUUGAACCCAGUGUCCCUCAUUAUCAUGCAGACAGCAGGCCUGUCAGCUCAGCUCCACCGGCUAGUAGUUCCGCCGAUGAUAACCAGCUUUGCCCCAUUUGCCUCAGUAAUUCCAAGGACAUGGCCUUUGGCUGUGGGCAUCAGACGUGUUGCGAAUGUGGAACAGACCUCCAGUCAUGCCCAAUAUGUAGGAGCCCAAUUCAGACCAGAAUAAAACUCUACUAGCAACAUUCUUUCUCAUUUGGAAUUUUCCAAUUCGCUUGAUUAAAAUUAUUUGUAGUUAGGUUCUUGUGAAUCUUGCAUGGAAGUCGAUUUCAUUAACCCCUGUAAUUACUUUACUCGGAUGGAUAUGCUGUUUGUAGGUGUGGUUUGGCCACAUCAUUUCUGUAUUUACUGCGCAUAUGAAACAGCAUGUUGGCAGAGAAAUCUUGUCAGUUAUUAUUAUAAAUGAUGUUUUCCUGGUGA